Molecule: messenger RNA, 1426 nt
Organism: Spea bombifrons (plains spadefoot toad)
Lineage: Eukaryota; Metazoa; Chordata; Amphibia; Anura; Pelobatidae
Gene: HAUS7
Product: HAUS augmin like complex subunit 7
Exons: 10
Coding region: 48-1091 (347 amino acids)
Biological process (GO): centrosome cycle; spindle assembly
Cellular component (GO): HAUS complex
Molecular function (GO): microtubule minus-end binding
Source: RefSeq, a predicted model, not a curated record
CUGGGCUGGCUCAGCCAAUGGGGCGGCUGCUGCGGUGAGGUGGAGUUAUGGCGGGAGCAACAGAUCUGAGGAAUGCUGCAGAUUUAUAUCACCGGCUAAAGGUAAUUUCUUGCCCAUGCCUGGAAGGUUGUUAUCUCACAGAGCCUCAGACUAUGUACGAUCUCCUGUGUACUCCCUCAGCCCAUCGCCUGGACAUCCUGGAGUGGAUAUGCACAAGAGUUUAUCCUCCUCUCCAAGACCAAUUCUCUUCUUUAAAAGAAUCACAAUCGGACGUUAAAAUAAAAGAAAUGGUCAGACUUGGAUUUGAACUCUUGCUUUGUGGUUCUGAUGACCUGGAUCUAAUUAAGGGACAUGCCCCCCCACAAAAGCAACUCUCCUUUAUUAGACAAUUGAUGGACAUUAUUCAGAACCCUGGAACACUUGCAAGCAAUAUGACAAUGGAGCCAGCAGCUAUUAGCGCUGACAAGUCUGUUGUAAACUGUGUUCGGGAAAAUGAAGAGCUACUGAAAGAUCUGUUCUUCAGCCCUCAGUUCCAGGCCACCCUUUACCCCGAGUGCACGCCCUGGCCAGCAGAUCUCAAGCCUCUCUUGCUUUCAGAAGAACCCACACACAAAAGGCCGCUUCAGUCCAGUAAGGAUUGCGUCAUGGGUGAGUCUUUAGAAGCAUUACAGAAAAUCUCUGCCAGUCUCCAAGCGCUUAAAGAGGAGUGUGAAUUCCUCAACAGCUCGGUGCCAGGCAGUGAUACCAUCUUACAGACUCUGAGGUUGGCACUCACCGAUUUCUACCAGCUCAUAGCUGCCUUUACUGAAGUUUAUGACCAUGAGUUUCAAGAACACUGUGGACACCCAGCCCCUCAAAUGAGCCCAUCCGGACCCCUCUUCCAGUCUGUCCACGAGUCUCUCACUGUGUGCAGUAAGGAGCUCGAGGCUAUCGCCCAGUUUACGGAAACAUCAGAGAACAUUGCAGAGGUAGUAAGGAAAAGACAGCAUUCUAAAGAGUCGUGGGGAGGCAGCCGGUAUACUACACUCUACGAAAAAAUCAAGGAACUGAAGCAAAACUAUGAAGCGUUUCAGGGCUCCUUACAAGAGUGAUCUUACCAUGGUUUCGAUUAAAACCUGAAGAGGAUCCUGGGGUUUUGGUGUACUGUCUUGCUACAAGCAAGAAUUCCAAAAUCCAGACAUGAAAGCUGGAUGUGUCUUUCAGAUGUGUCUUAAAAAUCCUGUUUGGCUACUAGAGACAUGGGGGCAGCUCCCGUCCUGGAGGACCGGUUUAAAGUACUGCUUGGGAUGGUGCCAGACUGCUGUAAAGAUGUCUUCAGGAAAUCUAAAAAUGGGAUAAAAGAAGAGUGAAAGAAAAGGAAGAGCAAAACUGAGUGUUAUCUAUGUAAAUUAACGUUAUUAAUAAUUAAAAUGUAACUGUGUCUUAA